AGUAGUGAGAAGAUUUUCAAAGAAAACAGUGAUAAGAAAUAAACCUUAGGAAAAUCUUUAAAUUUAGUUAUAUUAAAGCAAUUUCAAAUCAAACUUAACAUUCUUAAGCAAUUCUUUUCUUCCAAAUCAACUUUAAUAUUUAUUCAGUGCAUUUAGAGAAGCUUUUAACGAAAAAGUUCAUAAUGUAGCUUAAGAAAUAAAGCUCAACUUUACGUCUUCACUUUCUAUUAGAAUGAUUUUGAAGUCUUUAUUACUCUUCCCUUUCACUCUUGCUAUCUUCAAAUCUAUCAAUAACAAUGGCUCAUCAUUCACCUCCAAAAUUCGACGACAUUGAACUUCAACGUUUGAACCCAUCGGGCGAAAAUGUUCGGAAAGGAAGUAAGAAAGAUAAAACAGUGAAUUUCUCGUCUGAUAUUGACAUAAACGGAAAUAAGAUGCCAAAAGUGAAUAAAAAUGUUCAAUUCUCAAGUCCACAAGUGUCAAUCGACAACGAAUAUGAGUUUGAAAUGAAACCGAAUCUAAUUCCAAAUCGGAAAAGAGAAGAAGAAACUGUGAUGGAAAAUUUGAGACGACGAGUUGGCGAAUGCCAACUUGAUAAAAAUUUUAAGAAGAAAACAUUUUUGGAAGAAGAGAAAGAAGAAGAAGAGAAGCCACUGCUGAAAGCUGUCCUCGAGCAAACAACAGACAAAGAUUUCAUUAUCGAUUGCUUGUGUUGGCACAAUGAAUAUCGUGCGCGUCAUAAUCGACCUUCGUUAUUGCACACAACAGUCAAUGUCGGACAUUUCACACAGAUUGUUUGGAAAAACACCAAGUACAUGGGCGUCGGAAAGUCAGUGUCGAGAACAGGGAAAAUAUUUGUAGUUGCUUUCUACUAUCCGCCAGGCAAUAUUACUGGUGAAUUUCAAAACAAUGUGCUUCCACCAACUGAUAGCAAACAAACCAGCAGACCCAAUUCUGUCAAUUCAUGGAACAAUAAAUAGAUAAUUCAGCUUACCAAAAUUGAAUUUGAUUUUCACAUGUGACGUCAUGAUUUAAUUGAAUUAAGUGCUACGAAAUCUUAUGUUGUUAAAGCAGGGAAAAUGAAGAUUUUUUCAAAACAAAAAUCUUAUUUAAUUAUUGAGCUUUGAAAAUGACAAAAAAUGUGAGUAAUUCUUAAUCUUAAAUGUUGACUCUUUCUAUCUUCCUUCUCAAUCAAAUAAAAAUAUUUCUAAGCUAACUAACAUUAUUAACUCAAUAAACAAUAAAAUAUUCCUUGCUAUGUUUAUUGUUCUGCCGCAGCUUCCACUGUUAGUAUUCCAAUCAAUAAAAUAAACAUUU
Molecule: messenger RNA, 1317 nt
Organism: Clunio marinus
Lineage: Eukaryota; Metazoa; Arthropoda; Insecta; Diptera; Chironomidae
Source: the annotation of a GenBank genome assembly